AUGUCUUCUAACCUGGACAAGGACGAUGAGAAGAAGCUGAAAACCCUCGAGAAAAAGAUCGCCUCCGUUGGGAUACCAGAUUUGAAGACAGAACAGAUUCAAGGCGCACUCGUGUCGACUUAUGCGCAAGGCGAUGUUGAAAAGGCAUUUGAACUACUUCUUAUUUUAGAAGACUCGAUCGAGGGCAUCCUCCGAGAUUAUAACCCAAGCACGAAGCUUUUGGGAGCGCAAAAUCGCAAGGGCGUUACCUGUUAUCUCGACUCGAUUCUUUUCGCCAUGUUUGCGCGACUUGAUUUUUUCGAGGCAAUACUGUACAAAUCAUUUACCGAUGAUAAAGAUCCGAGGAAGAAAUUGGCUAUUAUUCUUCGUCUAUGGGUGAAUAUGCUUCGGUCUGGAAAGCUCAUAACUACAGAUAUUACUGAACAUCUUCAGAGGUCACUGUCUGAGUGUGGCUGGCCAGAAGCCGCCAAACUUCGUCAACAGGAUGCCUCCGAAGCCUUCACGUUUAUCACAGAGAAGCUCGAUCUGCCUCUACUCACGCUCAAGAUGGAUAUAUACCAUACAGGAAAAGAAGAUACGGUGGACGAUCAUAAAUUUAUUAACGAACGACUCCUUGAAGUGGCAAUCCCCCCAGAACACACCGAUGGGACUCCGAUCACACUAGAAGAGUGCCUCGAAACUUAUUUUAACAACAAAAUAGAGGUGAAACGGUAUAUGGAAAGACGCACGACGAUCAGUUCUGUAAGAUCUUUCGACUCGACUGCCAAGGGGGCUUCGAUGCAUGUCGAAUCUGUUGAAAUUGGAUCAUUUACCUCGUCUCCGAUCCACACCAGUUCUCCUCAACUCGAGUCUCCUCUAACUGAAGCGACAUCGGCCACGCCUGUGUCAUUUCGACGCUCUAGCAUUGUACAGGAACGCUUCAUUUCUGACCGGGAUCCCCAGGAUAACCUCGUUCGUCCUGGCCGACGGAGAAAAGGAAGUUAUCGAAAAGAAGUCAUGAUGCCGGCAUGGCAGUUUUUCAGCCUGAUACCUUGGUAUACUGAUAAUGCGCCUAUGAACGAUGCGCAAGUUGCUGCACACUUCUCCUCAAAGCGACCGAUUCUAGGUGUAUGCUUGAAACGGUAUUCUGUUCUACCCAACGGAAGCGCAAUUAGAUUAAAUACUUAUAUCGACAUUCCAACCGAAAUCGGACUGCCGCAUUUCAUCCAAGACGACAAAAUGGACGAAACAGGGCCAUUGUAUGGCAACUUCAAGCUGCGGCUUCAAUCUGUCGUUUGCCAUCGAGGAAACUCGGUGGAUUCGGGGCAUUAUAUCUCUCUAGUACGCAGUGCUGGUUCUAAUAUAACUCCUCCGGCAUCCAGUGGCACUGAUUUGGAUUUUGUUGCGGGUUCCGAGCCUUGGAUGCGGUUUGAUGACUUGGCUGCUGAGCGUGUUACUCUAAUAAACAUUGAGCAAGCGCUGAAAGACGAGUCGCCCUAUCUUCUUUUCUACCAAAUAGUACCCAUUGACGAAAAUGGUAUGGAGACGGACCUGUCGGACAACCGUGCAAUAUUUAGCGAUUUCGAGGAUUUGGACCCUCACGUUCGUAAACACCUGUCUGUUAUUAGUAGUGCUAGCGAACGCACUAUUGAUGGGACCGUAUCAACCUCGCUCCGGCCAAGCCUUGAGAUCACCAUUCCGAAUGAACUCGAAAAUAAGAAACAGGCUGCCAUCGCUGCAGAGUCUCGAGGGACAAUUAAAUAUGCAGACACGGAAGGUUUACGCCCGUCGACUGCUGGCACAGACACACCUACUCAUCGCCGAUCGUUAUCACUUCCUCGAUCACGUUCGAAAGAAACAAGCCGUUCUCGAAGUCGAGGGGAAGGGGGGGAGAAACGCCUGAGCGCUACUAUAUCGCGACUGACAGCGCGGAUGAGCAAGGACAAAGGCAGUGAAAGCCAGACAGACAGUGCUGACGACCAAAAUACCAAGUUAGCGAAAACCGAAGAGAAUCCAGAAUCGACGCCGUCGAAACGAGCAGAGACGUUGCAGGGAGGAGAAGAUCGUGAACAACCGGAAACGAAGCGCAGUGGGAAGCAGCGCCAAAAACAGACUCUAUAUAAGAAGGAGAGAGGAGAUCCAGAGAGGGAGUGUUCUGUUAUGUAG
Messenger RNA from Talaromyces rugulosus, 2145 nucleotides. RefSeq lists its product as uncharacterized. The coding region runs from base 1 to 2145 and encodes 714 amino acids. The transcript has 4 exons. The record is from RefSeq and is a predicted model, not a curated record. Gene Ontology annotation, molecular function: cysteine-type endopeptidase activity; cysteine-type deubiquitinase activity. Gene Ontology annotation, cellular component: cytosol; nucleus. Gene Ontology annotation, biological process: protein deubiquitination. Lineage: Eukaryota; Fungi; Ascomycota; Eurotiomycetes; Eurotiales; Trichocomaceae.